Molecule: messenger RNA, 2133 nt
Organism: Plasmodium knowlesi strain H
Lineage: Eukaryota; Apicomplexa; Aconoidasida; Haemosporida; Plasmodiidae
Product: PIH1 domain-containing protein, putative
Exons: 2
Coding region: 1-2133 (710 amino acids)
Cellular component (GO): cytoplasm
Source: RefSeq, a predicted model, not a curated record
AUGACCAUGAAGGACGAAGGCGCACUGAGAAUUACUUACGAAGAGAAGGAUCGCCUGCAAAAGGCAUUCCGGCAACAUGAAUUCCGAGCGCUAUUUGAUGAUUAUUUUGAUGAAGUUUCUGAUGAAAAGUAUCGAAAGGAAAAGGAGGAGUAUCUCUUUAACUUAUAUUUCAAUGGAGAGCUCAAAAAAAACAAAAUUAUUAUUGAACCUAUUAUAGCCUUUUGUGUGAAAACCAAAAUUGUGUAUUCUAAUCAAACGCAGCAGAAGAUGUUCGUAAAUAUUUGUUCUCAUGAGGGGAUGCACUGUAUAUCCUUUGAGGGGGAUGGGGGGGGCAAGUUGAGCAUUCCCUACGCCCUUUCGCAGAUGAGGCCAGACAAGACGGGAAAAGGCGCGUCAUGCCUCACCGUCGACUGCUGCACUAACCCCUCCACCAUAGACAUGGUGAGGACGCACAACGAAAUCCUCAACUAUCUCCUGGAGAACGUGUGCAUGAGCAUUGAAAAAAAUAUACUAAAAGACAGGGAGAAGAUAAGCCGAGACUUUAAAAUAUCGAAGAAGAUGGUGUGCAAAGGAGGAAAGCCUUUUGCCCUGUGCAUUAACAAGGACUUCUUAAGGCAUUCAGUCGUUCUAGAUGUGGAAAAGAAGCUAGAAAGCAUGAGGAGUAAGUUUGAGAGGGAGUAUGACACCACGACGCCGUCGAAAGUAGAACAACUUAUAUCGGGAAGUAAAGUGAAGACAGAGGUGCACGUGAGGAAAGACCAAGAAUAUGCAAAGAAUUUACAGGAAGAGGAAAAGGAUCUCGAUGAAUCUGCAAAGGAUAUCGAACUAGAGACAAUUACACAGUUUAGUGAAACCGUAGAAAGGUGUAGGGAAUGUGAUGAACAGAUGGAGCGAACAAGGAAGACGGAAUUUUCUAUCACCUACCAAGGGUCCAUAAACGCAGCUUCUUUGUGGGGCCAACGCGAACACCCCAAUGUGUGCAUAAGCUUACCUGAAAAAAUGAAAAUUUGUAUAUGUACUAAGGGGUUCGUAACGAGUGAAAAUAUAUUACUGCAAAUUCAGAAGAAAAGGCUGGAGGUGAAAUUUGUGAACUGCGAUGAAGAUGACGUGGUGGCUGAUCUUCCAUACCCAUGCAACGUGAAGGACUACUCCUGUGUCAUAAGAAGGGACAAGGAGAAGAUAGAAAUUUACCUCAACUUGUGCGAAGAGUUCGUUAAGAUGUAUGCCAAGAGUUUGUAUGAGAAGUACUUUUCCAGCAAGGAGACGGAGGUGCACGUCGCAGAGCUGGAUUACAUCGACGACGUGUUGCAGGGGGUGGAGGAGAGCACGGUAAACGUGGAGAGCGCGGUAAACGUGGAGAGCGCGGUAAACGUGGAGAGCGCGGUAAACGUGGAGAGCGCGGUAAACGUGGAGAGCGCGGUAAACGUGGAGAGCGCGGUAAACGUGGAGAACGUGGCGGACAGGUCCAACGUGGAGGACACCCAGAUGCAGUGCGGAGAGCAAGUAACCACUUGCAGCAACUUGAAAGAGCGGGAAGGCGAUGUGGAAAUCCCAUCAGAGGACGAAAAAACGAAGGAGGACAGGAUCAGCGUAGGAGAAGAGAGGACCCAUAAUGUCUUAACCCCAUUUGAGGAAAAACUUUUUGUUGAUACUCCCCAAGGUGAGGAGAAUAUGAAAAGGGAACUCCCUCCCUCUGAUGAAUCCGCGUGUACAUGGGAGAAGGCACAAGUGGAUGCGACGGAUAGCAGGACGACGUUAUUUCCUGAGAUAGGAAAAAACCAUGAGGAAGGAAAACAAAAGGAACACAUUCAUUGCUCGUUGGGAAGGAGAGAAGAGUCACUUGAGGGAGAGAAAACCAUGACCUCUGAUUAUCCCAAGAUAGAAUUCAUAAAUGACGAUGCUACUGUGGAAACAAAUAGAGUGACCCCCCAGAGUGCGCAGUCAUCGUCUGGAUUGGUCAAGAAGCAUGUAAGAAGGAAAGCAAACAAAUUGAUCGAGGAAGGUGAAAAGGGUGAAGUACUCACUUCCCAAGUGGACCCUAAUGGAUGCCAGUCUCUGCUGGACAUGCAAAUGUACGAGACUAUGGACAUGGCGGGGGCCUUCUCGUGUAGCUUGUGGGCGGCGUACUUGUAA